Molecule: messenger RNA, 1462 nt
Organism: Oldenlandia corymbosa var. corymbosa
Lineage: Eukaryota; Viridiplantae; Streptophyta; Magnoliopsida; Gentianales; Rubiaceae
Source: the annotation of a GenBank genome assembly
AUUUUUCAAAGUUGAGUUUGCGUUUCAAAUCUUCUAUGAUCGUCAGUUUGACUUUUCUAGUUCCAUAUGGCGGCGACAUAUGCAAACUCUACUUAUAUAAAGGAUUCAUUUUGUUAUAGGAAAAAACAAAACGAAAAAACGUAAACUUAAACUAUUCUCUUCAACUGAUUUUGGCACAAACAGAGUAUAUAGAUACAUCAGGUAUCGCAAAUAGUGUUGGCAUGGCCACGGCGCCGGAGUCGUUCGCAGCUAACACGCAGCCGUCAUCAGCAGCCGGCGGUGGCAGCAGAGUGGUGUUGGUCGGCCCGGAGUACUGUUCUCCAUAUCCCGUGGAGCUGGCAAUGAAAAGGAAGGUUGUUUCCAGGUCGGAAAAGCUAGCCUUCUUUGAUGUCAGCAACAACAACAUCCUCUUUAGAGUUCAGUCCUUUGGAUUUAAUAGGAGGAAGCUGAGGAUCCUCGAUGCUGCCGGAGUUCCUAUUCUCACUAUCAAUCCGCCCAAGGCAUUUAGUUGCACGGGAAGAAGGCAAGUGUUCAGGGAGGAAGGCAACCAUCUAAUAUGUAGUGUGAGGAACAGUGUUUCUGCUUUUUUCCAAACGAAAAAGAAAGUAUAUUUGGCAAACAACACCACCGAAGAUCUUUGUGAUUUCCAGAUUAAAAGACGUUGCUUUGAAGACUCUUAUGUCGUUUAUGCUUGUGAAUCCAAAACUGCUAUUAUCGCCGAGGUAUACAUAAUUUGUGGAAUUAACUUUUAUUUUUUUUUAAAAAAAAGAAUUUCCAUUGAACUUUUUGAUUUUGAUAAUGAGUAGCUAGGUAUUCUCUAUUUUUUUUUCUUUUUUGAAUAGAGGGAAUAAUUAUUAAUUAAAUAACGAUUAAUAUAAUUGAAAUUAUAAUGAUUUUGAUUAUCAGAUUCACGAGCCUCCGCCAAAAUUUUUUUCUUCGGGAAAAGAUAAGUUCAGGGUGACGAUUCAACCGAACAUCGACCACGCUUUCAUCGUCGCACUCACAGUCAUUCUCGACGCCAUGAAGUCCGAUGGUGGAGGUGGUGGUGCUGGUGGGGGUGGUAUUGGGACCGGUGGUGGUGGUGGUGUUGCUGCUGGUGGUGGUGUUGACUAAUUUACAUCUUAAAUCGUCCCAGUUUCAGUUUAGGUUUGGAACUGUGGUUCUUUUCGGAAUUCCUACUACUUUAUAAUCUAUAUAAAAGGGAAUAGUGGAUUAUCCCAAGCAAAGUAUUUAUUUGCAAUUUAAAUCUAAAUGAAAAUGCUGAAAAUGUUAUUAGUGAAAAGAAAAACAUCACUGGAAAAGAAAAGGACGAAUUUAUAUCAUCAAAUAAAAACACAAAGAAAAAUAAUUAUAUACAUAUCUAUAGUUAGUCAUUUAUAUGUAGGACUAAGUAGGAUUAAGUAGUGUAUAUAUAUGGACAAAUUAAGCAGGAUUAGUUGGUCAAAUAUAGUUGUAACACAAG